CUGGCAAGAGAUGAAACAAUGAUCUGGUCCACUCCUGCUAUUGCGACGAUCAAAGCUCAGUCAUAUUUACAGUGCAGAUCCAAACCGAAACGUAAAUCCAAUUUGGUGAAUGAAGGCUCCCUGAUCCUCAUCGUUCCAGGCAUGCACUUGUAAAAUCCGAAUUUAGAGGAACAACUUUUCACCCUGAAGACAUUCAGAAGAUCCCCUACUAACUUUCAGUUCAGACAAGAAAAGGAAAGUUCUUCGAUCAAGCUUUUUAAUCUUAGAUCUGGCUAAUCGUUCGUCAGCUCACCAUUUGUGAAUUUAAAAGUGUUUUAGAAAUCCAAAGAAUUCAAAUACUCGUUGAACUGGUGAUCUUUUCUAAAGGUUACUGCGCUGUGCAUUUCCACCACUCGGAAUCGACUUCAUAUCCUCCUAACAGGCCUAUCCGAAGCAACUUUUCGUUUUUCGAAAUUUAUUGAAUUUCGUUUUUUCCUCAUUCUAGUUUCUAUCCUUUUCAAAGAAAUUGAUUCGACAAGAUGUCCAAGUCUUACGCUGUUGGUAUCGAUUUGGGUACGACGUACUCGUGCGUCGGUGUCAUGAAGAACGACACCGUCGAGAUCAUCGCGAACGAUCAGGGUAACCGAACGACCCCGUCGUACGUCGCUUUCACCGACACCGAGCGUCUUAUCGGUGAUGCCGCCAAGAAUCAGGCCGCACGCAACCCGGAGAACACCGUCUUCGAUGCCAAGCGUCUAAUCGGUCGUAAGUUCACGGACACGGUUGUGCAAUCCGAUGCCAAGCUCUGGCCGUUCAAGCUCAUUUCCGGAUCCGGCGAUAAGCCCAUGAUCGUCGUCCAAUACCAGGCGGAGGAGAAGAAGUUCCACCCGGAAGAAAUCUCCAGUACUAAACCAAUACUUCACCACAUUUAGAUUUAGCUCUGAUUUACUGGGCUCUUGAUGUGUCUGAUAUCUUGCGAAAGAUGAUUUAGAUUUACGAGGUCACGACCGCAAUUUCAUGUGUGUUAGUGUCACUGAUGCUAGAUUAUUCGUUGAAGUAUUUUUCAUUACCACUGGGAAGCGUCAUAUUGAAAAGCAAUAGCUUAGCAAUCUGCACGUAUAGUACCUCACGGGAAAAAUACGUCCAACGGAAUCUCCAAUUACCAUAAUCUCAGGUAUGAUCUUGACGAAGAUGAAGGAGACUGCCGAGAGUUACUUGGGAGGUACCGUCAAUGACGCCGUCGUCACGGUCCCGGCUUACUUCAACGACUCCCAGCGUCAGGCCACCAAGGAUGCUGGUUCCAUCUGCGGCUUGAACGUGUUGCGUAUUAUCAACGAACCGACGGCCGCCGCCAUCGCAUACGGUCUCGACAAGAAGGGAGCAGGCGAGCAGAACGUCUUGAUCUUCGAUAUGGGAGGCGGUACUUUUUUCUAAACACCGGAUAAUAUGCGAAUUGAGAUCUGAGAAGAAAGGAUUUGGUUACAUGUUGUUGGUUCAGAAACUGCACGUUGUGUGUUGUAUGCACUUAAAGGCUAGUGCAUGUGAUUUAAAGCCAUCAUACGAGCGUCCACUCUGCAAGACUAGGUCUACAGAGAAAUCUAAAGCUUUCCUCACAAACAAAAACAGGUACCUUCGAUGUGUCUCUUCUCACUAUCGAGGAUGGUAUCUUCGAAGUGAAGGCCACUGCCGGUGAUACCCAUUUGGGUGGUGAGGAUUUCGAUAACCGUAUUGUCGAUUUCUGCGUCCAGGACUUCAAGCGCAAGAACCGUGGAAAGGAUUUGACCGGAAACCAGCGUGCGCUCCGUCGUCUCCGCACUCAGUGCGAGCGUGCCAAGCGUACCCUGUCGUCCUCCACCCAGGCCACCAUCGAGAUCGACUCUCUCUUCGAGGGAAUCGACUUCUCCUGCACUCUUUCCCGAGCACGGUAAUAGCAACUGUUUUCUCUGACUCUUGAUUUAGAGAGAGCAGAAUUUCUUCAAUGACCAGCUCUGCGACUAGAAAAAACUAAGGAAGAGCCAAGACCCAUUUUCCAUCUAUGUCAGUCUGUGUUACAACUAGUAUGGACACUUCACAUCCGAACAGCACAACACAACUAUCAUUGUACAUCAACAUCACUUCAAAACAGAUUCGAAGAGUUGAACAUGGAUUAUUUCCGUAACGCUAUGGGGCCAGUUGAGAAGGCUCUCCGUGAUUCCGGAGUCGACAAGAAGAACGUCAACGAGAUCGUUCUCGUUGGUGGUUCCACUCGUAUCCCGAAGGUAUAAGAAACUAUAUAUUUUCGAAAAGCAGUCGUAUUGACUUAUACUCUAGAACAGAGUAGUUGUCCGUUUUGAAUCUGUGAAUGUCUUCUAAACUUUCGUUGCAUCCUUGUCUUCGUCUUGAUUCAUCGUUCUUCACAUAAAACCCGUUCUCAGGUCCAGCAGCUCCUUCAGGAGUUCUUCAACGGAAAGGAGCCGAACAGGUCUAUCAACCCGGAUGAGGCUGUCGCCUACGGUGCCGCCGUCCAGGCCGCUAUCUUGACCAACCAGGGAGGACCAACCACCACCGAUAUCUUGUUGUUGGAUGUCGCACCAUUGUCCAUGGGUCUCGAGACUGCUGGAGGUAGCAUUUGUUACAGACGAAAGGAUCAAUGAGAAUUAGAUGACAAUUAAAAAACAACUUGCAGCAUGACAUUUUAGCUGUUGUGACAUUUUCGAAAUAUUCCCCAUCCAUUCCUCUCUUCCCAUUCUACUACAACAGGUGUCAUGACCAAGUUGAUCGAGCGAAACACGACUAUCCCAACCAAGAAGAACCAGACUUUCACCACCUACGCUGACAACCAGCCGGGUGUGUUGAUCCAGGUCUUUGAGGGUGAGCGUGCCAUGACCAAGGACAACAACCUUCUCGGUAAGUUCCACCUCGAUGGUAUUCCGGCUGCCCCGCGUGGCGUCCCGCAGAUCGAAGUCACCUUCGAUGUCGAUGCUAACGGUAUCUUGAACGUGUCUGCUCAGGACAAGGCCUCCGGAAAGAGCAACCAGAUCACGAUUACCAACGAGAAGGGACGAUUGUCGCAGGCCGAUAUCGACCGCAUGGUCGCUGAGGUAAUUUGUCCAACAUACUUGAAAUCCUUACCUUGGGCUACCUUCUGUUUUUUCAUCAAUAGAAGUUUCUUUUUCAGUCCAUGUUGCAAACCAAUUUAUUUUUUCUCACUUCUGUAAUUCCGCACGUCACCACUAUCACAGGCCGAGAAGUACAAGUCGGAAGACGAGAGCAACAAGGUUCGUAUCGAGGCCAAGAACGGACUCGAAAACUACUGCUUCAACAUGCGUAACUCCCUUGAUGAGCCGAACUUGAAGGACAAGUUCGAGGGUGACGACAAGGACAAGAUCGAAGCCGCCGUCAAGGAAGCCCUUGACUGGCUCGACAAGAACCAGAUGGCCGAAAAAGACGAGUUCGAGGCCAAGCAGAAGGAAGUUGAGGGUGUCGCCAACCCGAUCAUGAUGAAGGUGUACCAGGCCGCAGGCGCUGGCGCCGGUGAGGGAGGCAUGCCAGGUGGCAUGCCAGGAGGCGGCAUGCCGGACAUGGGCGCUGGCGGCGCUGGCCCGACCGUUGAGGAAGUCGAUUAAGCGACUUUUCAUGACUAGGCUCUACAAACGACUUCUACUACUACUAGUAGUAGGUAGGUGGAGAAAAGAGGAAGACUACAACACGUGUCAUCUUCUUCGAUUACCAGUGCAAGUGUAGGUCAACUCAACGAUUGAAGGACAAGAAAGCAACAUCUUUUACAGCUUGAUUUCACGUUUUCUUUUCGGUUACAACUUGAAGGAACAACAACAUGCAGUAUAAGAAUGAAGUAGAUCAUGAUCUGGGAGGUGAAAGCGAACCAAGAGGGGAGAUUGGGGUGUGCAGCUGUGGUGAGUGUACCGACAACAUUUGCGAUGCUGAAAACUGAAUCUCUCUUGGGAACAACACGAUCUUCGAUAUGAAUACUUUUCGGAUAUACGAAUGGAUUGCCGGGUAGAAGUAGGACAAAACACACAUAUUUGUGUUGUGAUAGUUAGGUAAAAGCAGGUCUAUUAAAGCUAGUUAGUUAGGAUCUUCGUUAGGACGACACUUCCGUUGUAUUUUCUAGGGUUCUGGCGUCUUCUUAGAAUAAUGCUAUUCUGUUUCAGAAGAAGGGGUGACACGAAGUUCGACCAAGUUUAGACUGUGCAUGAAUUUAGAACGAAGAAUUCAGACGUUUCAAACAACUUAUAUGGUCAAAAAACGAUUUGGUCUUGAUAGGCGUAGCAAAAAGCCAUUCAGCUAUGCAUGAUUUUUCUCUUCAUAUUGAUUCUAGAUAAACGAAGAUCGAAGGCCGUGCUCGACCGUUGUGAUGAGUUCUUUGCACACCAUGAUGGGAGAAGAGAACCACUCAGUAGAGAAGAAGCAGUACCAUAUUGGUGCGCAUGAACAUAUUCGUAGACUACAUAAUAGGACUACCCACAUAAUCAGCGAUGGAACACAUCUUUUAUAGUUUGAUCUUCUCUCCUUGAGUAGAAGCUAGAUUGUAAGUUGGUUGUAAUGACUGAUAAAUCUUAGUGUGAUCUUCCUAUUUUUUUGAUGUACAGCUGGUUGCAAUGUACUCGACGCUCUUCGCACAUGGCAUGCUGUGUGGCCACAUGUGAUAUCAUGACCAUCAAAGACUUUAACGAUGCUCAAGUGGUGAAAGGCGAUCUCUUGGUGGGAACCUUUUCCGGGAAGGUUCCAUGACUUUGGAGAUCCGCUAGUAGCCUGCUUCAAAAACCGCUUUCUUGCGUUGUCACCUCAAAGACUUCUCCUUUUUAU
Molecule: messenger RNA, 4785 nt
Organism: Amoebophrya sp. A25
Lineage: Eukaryota; Dinophyceae; Syndiniales; Amoebophryaceae
Source: the annotation of a GenBank genome assembly